GUACUAUUUUGAAGGUACGUCAAAUUGACGAUUCUAUAAUGAUAAUUCCGGUAAAUAUAAUAUUGUUAAAGAGUUUUCGACGCCUAUUGAAGAGUUUUAGUAUUAAUUGAAUAAAUACUUGUGUUUUUACAGUAAGUGCACAUGUUUUUAUACAAAUGGGAGUUAAGUAAUUUAUUGUAGAGGUGCAUUAGAAUAGCGCCAUAAUAAUUGAUUCAUUACUUGAGUACAUAGUGUUUAGAGCGCUGACUAUCAUGACAGACACGAGACGAAGAGUUAAGCUUUACGCUCUGAACGCAGACCGACAGUGGGAUGACAGAGGAACGGGACAUGUGUCGUCAUGUUACGUAGAGAGGCUGAAAGGCACCUCUCUACUGGUGCGCGCAGAGUCCGACGGGUCCCUUCUCCUAGAGAGUAAGAUUCAACCCGAUACAGCGUAUCAGAAGCAACAAGAUACCUUGAUAGUAUGGUCGGAAGGUGACAACUUUGAUUUAGCAUUAAGUUUUCAAGAAAAAGCUGGCUGCGAUGAAAUAUGGGAGAAAAUUUGUCAGGUACAAGGAAAAGAUCCAUCAGUUGAAAUAACACAAGACAUAGUUGAAGAAUCAGAAGAUGAGCGGUUUGAUGAGAUGUCAGAUAGUGUGCAGCCUGUGGAGCUGCCUGCAUGUGAAAUGGGCCGUCUCGAGGACAUCAGUGAACUUGUGAAUAGCUGUCUGGUAUCACCAGCUCGCAAAGACAAGCUUGCAGCUGCCCUGGAGACACAACAUUACAUCAAGAAACUACUCAACCUGUUCCACAUGUGUGAAGACAUUGAAAAUAUUGAAGGAUUGCAUCAUCUUUACGAAAUAUUCAAAAGUAUAUUUCUUCUCAACAAAAACACACUGUUUGACACAAUGUUUGCUGACGAUACUAUAUUCGAUGUUGUGGGUUGUCUAGAGUAUGACCCAAGUUUGCCUCAACCUAAGAAACACAGAGAGUAUUUACGAGAGCUAGCCAAGUUCCGUGAGGCCAUUCCUAUAAAGAACAAAGAUUUGCUAGCUAAGAUACAUCAAACAUACAGAGUACAGUACAUUCAAGAUAUUGUUUUACCUACUCCUACAGUUUUUGAGGACAAUUUGCUAAGCACAUUGUCCAGUUUUAUAUUUUUCAACAAAGUAGAAAUAGUGAAACUUAUAGAAGAAGAUGAGAAAUUUUUGACAGACCUAUUUAAACUUCUUAUGGAUGAUAAGACACCAGAUCCUAAAAGACGGGACUUGGUUCUGUUUUUAAAGGAAUUUUGUAAUUUUUCACAAAACUUGCAACCUCAGGAUAAGGAUGCUUUUUAUAAAACUUUAGUGUCUCUAGGGAUCCUGCCAGCAUUAGAAAUCACUCUAAGUAUAGAUGAUCAGAAGACUAAGACUGCAUCUAUAGACAUUUUAACUUACAUAGUAGAGUUCUCCCCUUCCGUAGUGAGGGACCACACACUACAGCAGGCUAACAAUACUGAAGAGGAACAAAUGUUGCUAAACAUAGUGAUAGAGCAGAUGCUCCGAGACAGAGACCCGGAACUGGGUGGUGCAGUGCAGCUCAUGGGAGUCCUCCGUAUACUCCUGGACCCUGAGAGCAUGCUGGCAUCGGUUAACAAGAGUGAAAAGGCAGAUUUCUUAAACUUCUUCUACAAACACAGUAUACAAACCCUAAUAGCUCCUCUAUUAGAGAACACCACAGGUGAAAAACCCCUGAAGGAGGACUAUCACACGGUGCAGCUACUGGGACUGGUACUGGAACUACUGGCCUUCUGCGUUGAGCAUCAUACAUACCACAUAAAGACCUGCAUAUUGAAUAAGGAUCUACUUCGUCGCAUACUGGUGCUGAUGAGGUCGACACACACGUUCCUAGUGCUGGGCGCGCUCAGGUUCAUGAGAAAGAUCAUUGCACUCAAGGAUGAAUACUAUAACAGAUACAUUAUUAAGGGCAACCUCUUUGCACCAGUUAUAGACGCUUUCCUUAGAAAUAACGGCAGAUACAAUCUACUAGACUCUGCAAUACUAGAAUUAUUUGAGUUCAUCAAGCUGGAAGAUAUCAAGUCACUUUGUUCACAUGUCGUAGAAAACUAUGGAAAGAUCUUAGAAGACGUUGAGUAUGUGCAGACAUUCAAAGCUUUAAAAACACGGUAUGACCAACACCAGGACAAGCUGAAAGAGAGGGAUCGAGGUGAGACCACAUUGAGUGGCAGCGUCGGCGUGGCAGAGGCCGUGGUACCGUCUCUACUGCGCACGCGCUACAGGCGGGAGGCGCGAGCGCCGGACGACGAGGAGGAGAUGUGGUUCAACGACGACGACGAGCUCGACGACGAGCCGCCGCUCGAGCAGCCCGCGCAUGCCCACCCGCAUCACGCGCUCGACGCUAUCGGAAAAAUAGUUGAAAAGAAGGUUUGCUCGAAUACCGAAACAGUAAACGGGCCGAGCAGAGUCCUCCUAAGCACUACAUCGCCCAGCAAGCCAACGCACACUGACGUUCAGGUAUCCUCGCCCAGAUUACUCAAUAAGGGGCUGGUGGAUUACGACGGCGACUCAGACGAGGAGGAGGAGGGCGGCGGCGCGGGCGGCGGCGGCGGCGACGAGCGCGACGCCAAGCGGCCGCGCCUGGCGUAGUGCCGCAGCCGCCGCCUGUUUCAAGGAAUAUAACCACUGAGCCGCCCGCCUCGCUGCGCUGUGCACGUGUCCCAGUGAAACCAUGGAACAUGUCGUAAGAUUAACUUUACUGUACGCUGUGGUAUUUAUAUCUGUCCGCGGUGGCACUCUGUCGCGACUCAGACGCGCCGUGUCUGCCUGCGACAGAGGCCUCGUGGCGGGACAAGGCGCGGGGCCGAGGCAGCGGCCUCGCCAGAGGCCGGACAUGGCGGCACCUGGACGCUCGUGUUCAGGAUGCGAUAUUGUGAUUUCUAGAUUCUAAGGUUUCACUAUCACUGCCAUCCGUAGCUCUUCCAUCUCCCUUGUGUCCCCGUACCUCGCCCUCGUCACGAUUUCCAGCAGAUUGCAUUUAAAUUCGACACAAUCGGUCGUUUAUACUUGCUCUCGUUAGUCAACCGCUAGACAGUUAAGUACCUCCAGCAGCUGGGUUAUGUCCAUUAUUUGUAAAUAUGAAGUGCUGACACUCGAGUGUUCGACGAUAGUUAGUUAGUGUAUGAAGUUCUUCAUACUUUGUAGUGUAAUAAUAUACUUCAGAUGGCAUCAGAAAGUAGAACAAAUAGGUAUUGGUUACAAGGUGUAUUUAAUGUGAACUAAUUUUAACGAUUAGGUUACUUUUGUCAAGGAUUGUAAUCACAAAAAGUACAAAGAAAAUAUGAGUGGGAAUUAAAAGUCUAAUAAUAAAUAAUAAUAGAAAAAAGUAAAACACCCUGAACGCGAUAUGAAAAUGUAUAAAUGUACGUAUUUAUAAAAAUCUUAGUUUAUGAAGGAUCACACGACCAAUCUUUUUUUAGAGACAUAAAAUCAUAAUCUGUGCUGUGGAAUUGUUAUUCAAUAGUGCGCUAUCACGACAGGUUGGCAUCCAAUAAUCUGUUGCCAGAACUUCAUCAUAUAAUGUGGUUAUCAUUGUGAAAUAGUCGUCUAACGGACAUCAGCAAACACAAGUCAGCCGACAAAAUAAGAUUCGUAGUAUCAAAUAUACGAGUUAUUUAUUCUCAUUAUUUUGCAUUCCUUCUGUUGAGCUUCGUGGAGAUUACAGUUUGUAUUUUCAAUAAUUAUUUUUUCAGUACUCAUUAUUUACACAGGCCUUGUUUUAAGCAUGUAGUAUAUUUGCGAUAGUAAUCUUAUUUGAUUUUUAUUGUAAACAAUCUCCGAAAAGCUCUGACUUUGUUGAGAGUAGAGAAUAGUUUUGUAUGACUUAUUAUUUUUGUUAUAUUUGCAUGACCCUUAAUAUGAAUGAUACUAACAUUUUAACUGUUACAAAUAAGCAAUUCCUAUUUAUAAAAAUGUUCUGUAUGCUACUACUAAGACAGGCAUUUGUGGCAUGUUGUAAGUAGUUAAAAUGUUACUAAUUUUUGAGGGUAAUAUAUUUUAUUUGAACUGAAUUCCCAAAGUGUGACUAGCAAUUUAUCGCUUAUGACGAUUAGCCAAAAUUAAAACUAUUGUAAAGGGGUUGUGUUUUGGGACACGCUGACUGUCCUUAUUAAGGUUUAAAUUAAAAACGACAUAAUUAUUAAAAUUAUCACUGGUUAUUUUGUUAUAUGAAAAAAAAAACACAAAGUUUUGCGUAUUUACGUAGUUGCACCCAAAUUCAAUUGUUCUCAAUUUAUUGUCCCACUUAAUUACGUAUUUUACUCUUGAACAGUCAGCGUGUCCAUUUGUGUUAGAUCUGGAUCCUGACUAUUACACUACCAAAAUCUUUGUAAGAAAUGCUACCAAGUAUGGUCCUAUGUAUGCAAAAUUUUGAACAAAAACGUUCCUGUUCUCUACAUAAGUCCUUUUGUUUUCAUUGGCAGCUACGAUUUCCUACUAGUUGCUUUGUUAAUAAAAUAUUGUAAAAUGAUUUUAUGCUGUCUAAUUUUGUCUGCUUUUAAUCUGUUGUAGAUAAAAUUUUGUAAAACUCUGACUGGCUUGUUUAGAAUGUUUUUUGGGAUCCAGAUUUACCAUGUUGUUUUGAUUUAGCAGGCAACGAUACAAAAUUAAUACAUUGGCUGCCGGAUUAUUGUUGUGUAAUGUAGUGACGCCGUGUCACUGCGCAAGGUACCGGUGACGUCAUCACGUGUCGUAACUCCCGCCGCCAAUGUGUUAACUUAUGAUUAAGAACAUCAGUGAUUUAUAUGAAUUCCUUAUAAUAUAGAUUAAAUGUAGGUAUAUUUUCCUAUAAAUCCCUGACUGUUGGGAAUGCCAGUGACGGAUCCAUUUCAUCACCACGGAUGCAGGCACGGAAAAGACAAAUGUUCUUUUUGUUUUAUUUAUUGAUAUAAUUGUAUGUUCGACAAGAAUGUUUUUGUUUUAUCUGAUAAAUUCUGCUCUUGAGAAGAUUGUGUAAUGUCAUGAAAUGGAUCCCACUAGCGCCAUCUUCAUAUUGCCUACAUUAAAAAUGAAUUAUAAAAUCAGUAUUAAAUUUUUCUUUACUUUCAACAAACUGUUUCCUAUCUUUGCUUAUAUGAUUGUUUGUAGCUUUUUUACACUGCGGAAGUAAUGUGUAUGUGAUAAAAUUAUCUGAUUAAGAUCCAUUUUAUUUUAUUACUAUAAACCUCUAGUUUUAUCAUUCGUAUUUUGUAAAUAAUAUUAGAUUUUGUAAAAUACACUUAAUCUGGUGAUUAUAAACAUCUAUCUAUAAUAAAAUAAAUAUUUUGCAUAAUCACAUGUCGCCAGACACGAGUUAGAUGGAGUGGUCCAAACCUUAACACAAACAACAAUCAGUACUGAUCUCAGUUCAAAGUCGAUAACUGGCUUCCAAUUACCUUGUUAAUUUCAACCCUAAUACAAAUGUAGCAGUGCUCAAAUUCGAUAUCUGGUCAAGGGGUUUAAUUCAUUACGCGUUAGUGUAUUAUUUUGCAUUUCCAUAAUGCUCUUCCAUAUGUAUCAAAAAUAUUCUAACUACUAUAGAUACUUUCGUAAGACCUAGUUUUUUGUAGUUGCAAGUUUAACUUAAGAUAAAUUUCAGAAAUGUAAAUAUUUCUGAUUUAGUGUGACACAAGAUGCGAUGGAGCCAUAUUAUCAAAACAUAUUGAUUAUUAUUUUAAAAGCAUAGCUUGAUAUGAUACAUUUAAUAUUUUUUAGUUAAAUUGAAUAAUGCUCGUGGAGUGUAUUAUAUAUAAAAAGUGUGCAACAGUUGUCAUAGACAUUGUUCAUAAUAUAAUUUAUAUUAUUAGCUGUAUUGUCUGUCGAUUAUAAACUCCUGGCGGCAUGAUUAUUCGAUUAAUGUCUGCGAACAGCGCACGCCACUGUGACGUUAUGGCCGCGGCCGGUGGCUCGCUACGAGCAUGCAGUCUGUGCAUCAGCCGGCCCGCUAUUUACUCUGAGUAGCAUGCUGCAGACACGGCACAGCUCGUGCAGUGCCUGCGGUAUGCCUCACGUUAACAAAAGGUAACUGAACUGAGCACAAAUACAACAGUAUACUUUCUACACAAUCUUGAUACUUUCACUAAACAAUGUUUCGGGUCUUAUUUCCUAAUUUUUCACAUUAUUAUCAUUUGACUACCUUGUGUAACGUCUCUAAAAUACAUAUCAAUUUUAAUAUGUAUCUGAAAAAGAAUUAUUGAUCUCUGUCAUAAGAUUUUACAUCUUAGCAAAGAAAUCCACUACCGCCACUAUUGUAACUGUAAUAUGAUGGUCACACUUCUAUAUCAGUGCAAAUAACUCCAGCUUUUCAUUCAUGAAUGCACAGUGAACGCGAGGCGAAUUCAAUUAUUACAUACGUGGAAUGAAUUUGUCAGAAUAUAUUGUAAAUAUAUAACGUUUUAUGUAAUAAUUUUAUUUUCAAAUCUGCCAACAUCCACGUGUAUAAUAGGCUAAAAGCAUCGAGCUGUCAAUUAGAUUUAUACGAUUCUUAUAUUCCUUGAAAUAACUUCCCCGUUAAUUAAAAUACGAAGUUCUAGGUGAAAGUAGACUGUAAUAAUGACUAUUUUUUAUCUGUCUAGGUGGAUGACCAUCAUAAAUUAAUUUAUACACAGAUUAAAAUAGAUUUACCUAUCGGCAAGUUGUGUAAAAUAAAUAAGCUUACGAUAAUGCUAUUAUUAUGAUGUCACUAGUUAAGUAAGCAAUAUAAAUAUAAGGUAAUAAUUACGAA
Molecule: messenger RNA, 6738 nt
Organism: Helicoverpa zea (corn earworm)
Lineage: Eukaryota; Metazoa; Arthropoda; Insecta; Lepidoptera; Noctuidae
Gene: flfl
Product: serine/threonine-protein phosphatase 4 regulatory subunit 3
Exons: 10
Coding region: 252-2627 (791 amino acids)
Biological process (GO): protein dephosphorylation; DNA damage response
Cellular component (GO): nucleoplasm; protein phosphatase 4 complex
Molecular function (GO): protein phosphatase activator activity
Source: RefSeq, a predicted model, not a curated record